Molecule: messenger RNA, 1258 nt
Organism: Ostreococcus lucimarinus CCE9901
Lineage: Eukaryota; Viridiplantae; Chlorophyta; Mamiellophyceae; Mamiellales; Bathycoccaceae
Exons: 1
Coding region: 18-1253 (411 amino acids)
Biological process (GO): proteolysis
Molecular function (GO): protein binding; aspartic-type endopeptidase activity
Source: RefSeq, a predicted model, not a curated record
CCUCAACCGCCGUCGACAUGCGAGUCUCGGUGCACGUCGCCGAACUCGACCUCAUCGUCAACGUCGACGUCUCUCCGGACUGUACGGUCGCAGACCUCAAAGCUGCCGUCGCCUGUGAGUUCCCAGACGGCGAUCCGCGCGAUAUAACGCGCGCCAAAGUUUUGAAAGAUGCCAAGCAGAUUCCAGAUGCGUCAAGUUUACGCGACGCCGGCGUCGUGCAGGACGACCUGUUGAUCGUGUCGCUGGGUGCAUCCGGUGGGGAAAGCAUCGCGUCGGCGGACGCGCGCGCGCUUGCGGCGGAUGGUAGCGCAGUGGACGCGCAGGCGAUGAUGGAGAGUUUUCGCGGCAACGCCGGCACGCUCGAGGCGUUGCGUCGGCAGGGAGGAAGCGAACUCGUCGAUUGCAUCGAAGCGAACGACGUGGAGGGGUUUCAGAGAAUGAUGCGGGAGAUGCGGAAACGGAUGUUAGCGGCGAGGGAACAGGAGGCGGAGGAGAUGGCGUUGAUGACGAGCGACCCGUUCGACGUCGAGGCGCAGCGGAAGAUUGAGGAACGCAUCCGACAAGAACAGGUGUUAGGCAAUUUUGCGACCGCGAUGGAGGAAACGCCCGAGGCAUUCGCUCAGGUGGUGAUGCUAUACGUCGAUCUGGAGGUGAAUGGAGUGGCGCUGAAGGCGUUUGUCGAUAGUGGGGCGCAGAUGUCGAUCAUGUCGGUGACGUGCGCGCGACAGUGCGGACUGGAAAGGCUCAUCGACAAGCGGUUUAGCGGCAUCGCGAAAGGCGUGGGGACGCAGAACAUCAUUGGACGCGUGCACCAGGCACCGAUGAAGGUGGGUGAACACUUCUUGCCGUGCGCGAUUACGGUUUUGGAGAAGGAACAAGACAUGGACUUCAUCUUUGGUUUAGACAUGCUGCGCAGACACGCGUGCUCCAUCGACUUGAGGAAGAACGCCCUCGUUAUCGGCUCGGUCGACGUGGAGUUGCCGUUUUUGAGCGAGAGCGAAAUUGGAAAGACAGCACAGGAAGCGUUUCAAGGCAAAGCGCCCGAGGCGGCGAUCCCGACCCCCUCGGCGGCGGUCCCGACCCCCUCGCCGGCGGUCCCGACGCCCUCGACGACGCCUUCGUCUUCGUCGGCGCACGACGAAGAAAAAAUUGCUCGAUUAACCGCGCUCGGCUUUUCUCGGCAGCAAGUUAUCGACGCCUUGAACGCGACGAGUGGUAACGAAGAGUUUGCGGGUGCGCUAUUGUUCGGUUAAACGCU